Messenger RNA from Acanthocheilonema viteae, 678 nucleotides. The record is from the annotation of a GenBank genome assembly. NCBI's taxonomy places the organism in Eukaryota, Metazoa, Nematoda, Chromadorea, Rhabditida, Onchocercidae.
AUGCGUACAUUUGAAGAUUAUGACGACAGUUUGCGUAAUCCAGACACUAUUUUGCAUUCGUUACCGCCAUAUAAUUACUUAAAUUUCAUUCAAGAAUAUCCUACAAUAUGUAUCGUGAUAACAGCGUUGUGUGCUAUUGCAGUUUCGAUGUAUUUCUGGAGAUUGUUCCGGCUGCGGCGGGAAGUACAUCUUGGUCUACAAUUCAGAAUUCUGAAAAGUAUCUUUUUGCUGACAGUAAGAGAUAAAGUGCUUGGCAAGAAUGCCAUCGCAAGGAAAUGGAAUUCCUAAAAUUUUGACAACAUGUUAUUUAAUGGUCGGUUCAGCUCUUCAAUUCUGAGCAAGGUACAGCAGGAAAUUACGAACAAAAAUACAAAGGCAGCGCUGAAACCAAGCAAAGAAUCCUUCAAAUCUGGAACGUCCAAGAAUUCUCAUAACAUUGAUUCGAAUCAAGCAGUUACCUCGUUUAACGAAUUAUAUGGAAAGCUAGCAACAGCAAAUUUACGAGUCAAAGCUAAGAAAUUGGAGAAAGCAAUGACUGAGGAAGAGCGAAAAGAGGAACAGUUAAUACAACAAAAGCAGUUAGAGUCAAUAUGCGAAAUGAUCAUGCAAGAGCCAGAAAAGUUUGGUUUGCAUGAUAAAUCAGAAAUCACGGAGCAGAUGAAAUUAUAUUCAAUUUGA